AUGAGGGCGUCUCAGAAUAUGCGGGUACAGGACUCUGGACUCAGUGGAGGAAGGCGUGUGGAAGACAUCUCAUCUCUGGUGGAGGGACUACGACAGUAUCUCGGCAGAAUUCACACCACAAAAUGCAAGUCGGGACGUGUAGGUUUGGAGGUUGAGUGUCUGUGGAGAGGUAGACGACGUACACAAGCACCUCAAUUCCCUAAAAGCUUUUGUAGUAUUUGCUCUACAGACCACGAGAUUUCAAGAAUGGCUUUCUGCUCUCAUGUUUUGGUGCAGAUCUCGUCCCAUCGGACCCUGAGACAUUUCUGCUGGAUGUGA
Messenger RNA from Xyrichtys novacula (pearly razorfish), 318 nucleotides. The record is from the annotation of a GenBank genome assembly. NCBI's taxonomy places the organism in Eukaryota, Metazoa, Chordata, Actinopteri, Labriformes, Labridae.